AAUUCGUGAUUUUAUUAAUGUGUAUUGGAAUUAUCCCAAAGAGGUUUUAUAUUCAUUUUCAGAUUUUAUAAACCGUCCAGAUGGUUCAUUUUGCAUUGGGGAGAAGAUAUCAUUUCAACAAUUUGUAGAUAUACUUUAUGAAAAUUUUGGUUUCCGUCGAAAUGGUUUGACAAUUGAGGGGAUUAGUUUACUGACAAACCGACCCAAUGGUUCGUGGAAUAUCGGAAACAUGAAUACUGAUAGUGCCUUUGAGUGGAUAUAUUAUUUUCCUGCUUUCUCCUAUGUGUAUUUGCAUUUAGAGUUGAAGCAGGUUACGCAGGCACCUACAGUGAUUAUGCAGUUUGAGGAUGUUCCCCCUUUUUACGGGGGAGUGCUUGAUUUUGAAGGUACGUCCACUUUGCAUGUUCGUAAUUUUGGCCAAGGGACAAGCUCAACAGCCAGAGAAGAACCCGAUGAUGAUUUCAUUCCUGAUGAAGACGAUACAUCGGAAACGGAAUCGGAUAGAUCAAUAAGCGAGGAGAGUGAACCAAAGUUUAUUGAAGAGCACCCAUUUUCUAGUACCGGUCAACACGUGUAUCGCGAGAUGGGUGAGUGGGACCCGUCGUGUGUAGACCGAGAUGAGCAUGCUCUCCCUCGUUCGAAUGGAAAUGUCGAUUCUAUCCGUUUGGGUACUGUUUUUCGGUCCAAGGAAGAAGCACAGAUUGCUAUAAUGAAUUGGAACGUGAGUAGAUUGAGGGAGAUUCAAAAGAAACCGGAAUAUAGUGUUACCCUGAUCCAGGAGGAUGUCAAAAAAUGUUGGAAAGUCGAUGUGAGCUACAAGAAGGCGUGGCACGGGAGGAAAAAAUCCAUCGACAGUUUGUAUGGCACUUGGGAAGAGAACUUCGCACAACUCCCUCA
Messenger RNA from Striga hermonthica, 897 nucleotides. Lineage: Eukaryota; Viridiplantae; Streptophyta; Magnoliopsida; Lamiales; Orobanchaceae. The record is from the annotation of a GenBank genome assembly.